This is a messenger RNA of Ipomoea nil (Japanese morning glory), 1062 nucleotides long. Its product is annotated as F-box/kelch-repeat protein At3g23880-like. The record is from RefSeq and is a predicted model, not a curated record. Bases 1 to 1062 code for a protein of 353 amino acids. Gene Ontology annotation, molecular function: protein binding. The transcript has a single exon. Lineage: Eukaryota; Viridiplantae; Streptophyta; Magnoliopsida; Solanales; Convolvulaceae.
AUGUCAUUCCCUACUCCUAAGCGAAAGCGCCAUAUGCCACAACCAAAUUUGAAUCAAGAUAUUAUCACAGAAAUCCUUAAAAGGCUGUCUGUGAAGUCUCUGCUGCAAUUUAGGUGUAUUUCAAAAGCUUGGCGUGAUUUAAUCUCAUCUCCAGAAUUUGUCAAAUUCCACCUACAUUUUCAAUCGAAAAAAGAUAAUAAGGUCAUGACUUAUAGCAGCGCAAAUUGGAUUAAUAGCUAUAUGUCAUUGUUUUCUAUUACAGAGAACAAGCAAUCAUCAUUUCGCAAGUUUAUUACAUAUGACCGCUUGGUCUUAAUCCCUGAAGGUGGUUUUGAAUUGUUGGGUUCUUGCAAUGGGCUCCUUUGCUUUCGUGCUAAACCGUAUAGAAUAAUCAUUUGGAACCCAUCAUCAAAUGGAAACAUCAAGACAAUCCCAGAUGUCUGGCAGUUGGGCUACGUGAGCAUUUUUGGAUUUGGGUAUGAUGAGUGGGUUUGUUCAUGGAAAAGAAGUGAAAGAGGAUUUACUAGUGGGUUUGUUCAUCCAAGAAUUGCUGUGUUUGUGAGUGGUAGUCUCAACUGGUGCAACAACAACUUACAUGAAAGUGACUGGAAUUGGGAUAUAAUUUCUUUUAACUUAACCACUGAAACUGCCAAACCUAUGGCCUUACCCAGCCAUGAACAUGCGGCCGCUAUUUGUAUAAGUGAAUCAAGAGGAUUGCUUUUUGCAGGUUUUCAUCACAAACGUCAAAUGGAAGUUUGGGUGAUGAAUGAGUAUGGAGUUGAAGAAUCUUGGACUAAACUAGUCUGCAUUUCAAACUUACCAGUUCAUCAUCCAGUUUCCCGGGGUUUCGAGAACACUACAUACAUGGCUAUAUGUAAUUCGAAACUUGCAAUUGCACAUGUUUCUGAAAAUGGGGAUAUUCUAAUGAUGGUUGGACAUCAGCUAAAGCUCCAUAGGCCUAAUGCUAAAGGGGGAAAGAAUUUUAAUAUCCCCUUUGGUCUUGGUUAUAUGGUAACUAGUUACGUGGAGACCCUUGUUUCCCCGGCCAUGAUUGGUCUGUAA